This is a messenger RNA of Maudiozyma saulgeensis, 987 nucleotides long. Lineage: Eukaryota; Fungi; Ascomycota; Saccharomycetes; Saccharomycetales; Saccharomycetaceae. The record is from the annotation of a GenBank genome assembly.
AUGCUUUUAAGGUCAUUCACCAGAUUAUAUACAAGAUCGACGAAAUCACCAGUUUCUAAGAGUUUUUUUCAAAGAUACCGUAAGCAGAUAAAAUUAGGGAUUGCAGGAACUGCAGUUGCGACUGUAUUAGGAUUCGGAUACUGCGAAUAUGUAAUACAUACUACGUGGACUGUUGAAUUAGACGAAGACCAAUUUACUCGUUAUAAAAUUUCUCAAAGAGUAGACAUCGAUCCACACCAUUAUUUUCUAGAAGCUAAACCAUUAUCUGAACAAAAAAUAAAUAUUUGGAAGAAGUUAACCUCGAACAAAAUAUGGUCCCUGGAGGUUAAACAACCUGAAAUUAUGAUUGUAAGAAACUACACACCUCUCCCAUUAAAAUUGACGGUAAAUAAUAAAGACGAUUAUCAAUUGGAGCCUUUAGAUAUUAAAAAUAAUGACACAAAUGGAGGUAAAUUAUUGUUUUAUAUAAAAAAUUAUGAUAAUGGUGAAGUUGGUAGAUGGAUGCGUAAUUUGGAUGUUGGUAGUAGAAUCGAUUUAAGAGGACCCUUUGUCGAGUACGAAUUUAAGGAUGAUACCAAAAAUGUAAAUAUGUAUACGGCUGGGACCGGAGUUGUCUCUGCUUUGCAGAUUCUCUUAAAUAAUACUUUGGAGAACCCAAGAACAUUCACAUGGGUACAUACAUCGCAUGAUAUGAAUGAACUAGGUAAGCUAUAUCCAAUGAUGAUCAAUUUGAAUAAAACCAAUGAUAUCAGUUUAAGACUAUUCAGCGAUACAUAUAGCAUACGUGAUAAUAUUGAGGAGUUGAUGAAAUUGACGCCUGCAAAUACUCAAAACUUGUCCUUUAACAAAGAAUUCAUGGCAUUAGUGUGUGGUCCGGAUGGGUUUAUAAAAUCACUCGCUGGGGCAAAGGUUGACUUAAGACAAGGCCCUCUAGAUGGUAUCUUGAAACAUCAAGGUUGGACUAAAGACAAUGUAUUUAAAUUGUAA